AUAAUAUAAAAAUUUCGCAGAUAACAAUGUCGAAAAUGUUAUAUUUUGUUAAAAGAAAAGUUUGUUUAUUACUUUCUAAGAAAUGUCGUCCAAUUUAUUGUAUUCUACUUAGUCCAAAUGUGGAGUCUUUUAUUUGGACAAGAUAUAUUUGUAGCUGGUUCGUUGGAGUCUGCGUUGGUGCGAUUCUCUGGUUAUUAAUAUCGCUUAACUUUAAUUUUUCCCUGGAAAGCGAAGUUCUUAUAUCAGUGUCUAUUGCCGCCUUGGUUGGAAUAGGAUUUGUUUUUACAACGAACAUAAAAUGUAUUAGCUUUCUAAUACUGGCUGGAAUGGCCGGAAAAUCUGGAAGAAGUUAUUUGCGAGCGCUAUGUUUUGCGUAUAUAAUUACAGGGCCUAUAUUUAAUUUGGCUUCAAAUGGUGGAGAAGUUGUUCGUGUAUUCGCAUGCGCAACAACGCUUACGUAUAAUUUAACAAAAACUCGAUUAGAUCUCAUGACAAAACCCUUUCACAACACGUUAACUACCAUAAAAGAUGAUUUUAUACUGGUUGAAAAGUCUUUUGAUGAAUUUAAUGGAGUACUACAGCCGAUUCGUACCGAGGUUUCUGGAACAGAUAAUGAUUCUAAUUUGAAACUACAGCGACGUAAAGUUGAAGGUGUAGCAGAGCGCGUGCAAAAGAAUUAUUCAGAAAAAAUCAAAACGCGUUGUAAAAGGCAAUUAAAAAGAGGAGAACGACGAUGCCGUGACGCAUUUGAAAAUGCCUAUUUAGAUUGCAACGAGAAGUUUCCUCGUGUCGUGAAAACUUUGUUAUGCUGGCCCUUUCAAGUAGAUUUUAUAUGUCAUAUUAAUUUGUUGGGAAAACCAGAUAAGAUCUGUGACCCGUAUGAAGCAUUGCCUAAAAACUUCGGUGAAAGCUACGCCCAGUUGGACGACUCUCAAAAGCUGUUAUAUGGAAACAACUCCCAUGUGGAAGUGAAAUAUAAAAUAAAAUCACCAACUCCAAAAGAUCUACUCAGGAAUGCGGAUCACACGGCAGAUUUAUUAAUGAAUGAAUUUAAUGCUAAAAGAAAAAUGUUUGACGUUGUCAUGAAUAUUACGCAAAAGAUCUUAUCAAUUCUCUUCAUUAAAGUUAUAAUUGCCGCGUUAUAUUAUCACAAAAAGUAUUUAGGAGACAUAAAUUUUGAUAACGUUUAUAUAUCUGAAUACUUUCACCGAGUCGAUGAUCGUCGAAAGAGAGCUAAGAAAUCAACUGUGUUGCCAUUAAAAAAGUUUGAAAAAAAGAAUUUAGUGGACUUGAAAAGCGCAUGGCAACACACUGAACAGGAAUCUAGAGCCAUAUAUUUAUAUUUAUUUCAAUUCGCAAUGGAAAUUUUAGCCGCAAGUCUUUUUUUAUUACUUGACUAUCUGAUCGUAACAUUGCUGGAGAUAAUACGCAUCAAAUCUUUUGUUUCGUAUACACAAAAAGGAGAACAUAUAAUUCAUUUUCAGGUCGAAGGUAGUGGAUUGAUGGCGAGAUUAUUACGUAGAACUCUUCAUAACUUUAAUAUACAUGCAAAGGUGUCAACAUAUCUAAGUAAUGAGACAUGCUUACCGAAUCCCAAUAUUUUGUCGAAAAGCUUCUAUUUAAAACUAGUUGCGACGUAUUUAGUAAUUAUAAUCCUUAUUUAUAAAAGUUCGUACUUUAUGCGAUUGAGAAGAUUGAUAUGCAGUUACUUCUAUUAUAAACGUGAGAAGAAACGUAUACUGUAUUUGUAUAAUAAUAUUCUUCGAAGAAGACGCACCUUGUUUUCAGCUAUGCGGAAGACAGCAACAUCUAAUGUGGUUAAGCAAAAGAUGCGACAACGUUAUAACCUAAUUUUGCGUUUUCGAUUAAAAUGGCCUAAGUGUUGCAGGUGGUUGAGAUGCCUUCCUGGGUCCCGCUUUAAAUGCUUAAUUUGUAAUGAUUUAGAAGAUAAUGAUUUUAUUAUAUGCAAAAAUCCCCAAUGCCGAAUAGGAUAUUGCUAUCAAUGUUGGAGAGAUCUUGGAGUGUUGUGCAUCGCUUGCCAAACCGAACUCAAAUCAAUCGAAAUUCUGGAUUUUUACACAUUUUUUGAGAUUGUUUAAUCAACUUCUUAAGGGUUAUAGAUAUAUACCAGUAAAUCGCAUAUUAUUCACUCGAA
This is a messenger RNA of Ceratitis capitata (Mediterranean fruit fly), 2155 nucleotides long. It is a transcript of the gene snky, whose product is annotated as E3 ubiquitin-protein ligase DCST1. The transcript is spliced from 10 exons. The coding region runs from base 27 to 2099 and encodes 690 amino acids. NCBI's taxonomy places the organism in Eukaryota, Metazoa, Arthropoda, Insecta, Diptera, Tephritidae. The record is from RefSeq and is a predicted model, not a curated record. Gene Ontology annotation, cellular component: membrane.